This is a messenger RNA of Corythoichthys intestinalis (scribbled pipefish), 2930 nucleotides long. It is a transcript of the gene ism2b, whose product is annotated as isthmin 2b. The transcript has 6 exons. The record is from RefSeq and is a predicted model, not a curated record. NCBI's taxonomy places the organism in Eukaryota, Metazoa, Chordata, Actinopteri, Syngnathiformes, Syngnathidae. Bases 464 to 1870 code for a protein of 468 amino acids.
UCAGCAGCGGGUGAACUUCAACUCUAUGAUGGCUUCACGCAUGAGACACUUAGCGAAGACGAGCUUCGAGCCAUGAGCUCCAGAUGUCCGUGCAUCCGAAGAAAACACCCACGACGGAGUGACUCACGGUUUAAAGUAGUUGAAUAAGCGGUCGCCGGUGCGGACGGGGAGUUCUCGGGCUCCUUUGUGCUCCUACUUAAAGCCACCGUGCCGAAGCCGUGUGGUUUUAUGGGGCAGAGAGGCGUUGAGCUGCAGCCGCCACACGCACACGCAGCUGCAGACACAUAUGGAUAGCACGCGUGCGCAUCUUCAUCAAGUGGCACAUUUUUGGCGAGUCGGAAAGUCCGUUUAGCUUUCAAAGUUGGCAACACGCACACUCGACGAGUGGCAGCACGCUGCGAACUUAGUCACAGAGAGGAUCUCCAAAUACUUUUGGACACAUUUGCGCUCGUCCUACAAGAAGAUGCGUCAGGAGGUCGUGAGGAGACUUCGCGUGUCCCUCGUUAUGUUCUCCGUGCUGCUUCUUAGUUUGGCCACGGGAUUCCCAAGCAGACACAGAAAUGCUGCUCACAAGGGUCACGGCCACGUAGUUCACAGCGAUGGGAUCCAGUAUGACCCUGACGCUUUUGAGACGCAGAACCAGGUGCAAAGCUUGCCGGAGCCCCCCAGCCAUCAGAGAAAGUGGACCCAUCCCCAGCACCGCUCUGUUGGAGUACUUCCUCAGCCAGAACCCGAGGAGGAGACCAAGCCCUUCAUCCUUGAUUUGAAGAAUUUCCCAGAACUGGCCAAUGCCGACCUGAACUCGCAGAACCCCAACAUACAGGUCACCAUCGAGGUGGUGGAUGACCCCCAGAUGGAGGUCGAGAUGGACCUGGCCAAGGACAAUGACUGGAUACCAUCCUCGUCUUCCUCUCCCUCUUCCUCAGUAGAUUGGCUAGGAGGCAAGAAGCUUUACUGGCCGCUUUUCUGGAGUUACACAGACUCCGGGGAGGACGGCACCAGCCGCUCAACUUUAGAAGAAACUGCCGAGGAAGAGGAAGAAGAUUAUUCUCUGUACGGCAGCGAGGAGCCCUCACUCAGCGGAAUUGGCGGGGACUGGGGUAGUUACUGGAAUGAAGGCUGGGAUCCAAUACAGACCUACUAUGAGAAGGAAACGGAUGAGUGGACUCCGUGGUCUCCUUGUUCGGUCACAUGCGGACCCGGUGAGAGGAAAAGGACAAAGUCAUGUGGCUACUCUUGUACUCUGACUGAAGCCUCCAAGUGUGACCUGGAGCCCUGUCCUGGUGAAGUUAAUACUGUGGUUGAGCCUUUUCCUUUUGAUAUGGAGAAUGGCACCGAACCAUUUGGAACAGAUGUGGACAGCUGUGAAAAGUGGCUCAACUGCAAGAGCGACUUCCUCCAGCGGUACCUCCGGCAGGUGUUCUUGGAGUUGCCCAGCUGCCCUUGCUCCUUCCCUUCUGAAGUGGCGUACACCGUAGUCAGCGUUUACGACGACUCCCGCGGACGGACGUUCCGAUGGCGUGACGCCAGCGGCCCUAAGGAGCGCCUAGACAUCUACAAACCGUCCGCCCGCAGCUGCAUCCGCUCGGCGCUCUCCGGCGACUCAUCCACUCUGGCGGCGCAGCACUGCUGCUACGACGAGCGCGGGCGACUCAUCACCAGAGGGAAAGGCGCCGGCAUGCCUAACCUGAUCAGCACCGAGUUCUCGCCAGAGCUGCACUUCAAAGUAGACGUGCUGCCCUGGAUCCUGUGUAAGGGAGACUGGAGCCGCUUCCACGCUGUCCGACCGCCCAACAACGGCUUGGAGUGUCCCGAGAACCCCCAUGAGGACGUGUUUAUGAACGAACUAGAGGAGGCCAGAGAGUACUGACCAAGACGACGGCCUACCUUUCAAAGUCAUGUACUAUUUGUCUCAAGCAUGCGGCAGCCGUUUACUCUCACGCAUUACCAAGAGAAAUCCUUCCUCGAUCUCCUUACAUAAAGGCUCCAAUGAAGAAAGUGAAUGGCACAAAUGGCAGAAAAUGCAAAAUUGGAGCUCCUUGUAUUCAGUUUUGUACCUGCUAAGUGUCUUUCAUUAUGUUUACUUCAAGACCGAGAUCAUGCUGUGUAAUUUUGGUACAAAGGAAUGGAGACGUACAGGUUAGUUGGUUGUACUCACAACGAAGUUGCUAGACUCUUGAACAGAAAACCAGACGAGAUGUUUUUAAAUAUUUGGAAAGCCGGUCGGAAAAGAUGAAGUGGCUGCCAAAGAGUUGAAAAGCAGUGUUUGGUGCCGAUGUACGUCCAACUUCCUUAGUUUCUACGGUGCACGUGUAUGAAAUCGAAGCGUCCAUGCUUCUGUGGUGUUUGUGUCUCUACCGUGUUCUCAGGGGAACUCAACUCAAAAGUAACUGCCAUGAUGUCGUCCAUUUACCUCGAAUUUCACCUGGUACGAAGCAGGGAGUAGCAGGCGUGGGCCAUCCAGAUCAGAAGCGAUGAUUUUUGUUGUUGUUUGGAUGUGUCGAUAUUAAAAAACACACCUUCAGUAGUUCAAUGAAAUAGUGAUGGAAUGGCCGUUUCAAUCUGAUCUAUUUCUAUGGAUGCUGGCUCCAAAUCUUUUUUUUCUUCAGGAACUGAACUCAUAUCAAUGGAAGGCACUUUAUUUAAGCUAUAUGUACUGUAUAUAAAAAUGCAAAAGAUUUAUUGAUUGACAGGUGAUGUGAAGAUGGCCCUAUCAAAUGUUAUGGACAAAAGCAUGAUCUUUUUGUUGUUUCUGAACCUAGUUUGACAUCUAUGGUGUUGUACAGUAUUUAUUUGUCUGAUCUCUUUUUUAAGCUUUCAAGCAUGGUGCACUGGUCAGACUGGCAAAUGAAGGCACCACAUUUAAAAAAAAAACAAAAAAAACUGAAUAACUCGCAUUGCUUCUUCAUCCAGCAGCAUCCCAAGCGCUU